AGGCACCCAAGUCAGCCUUGACGCUUUACACUCUUCAUGAUGAAUCUCGGGGUCGUGGUCGUCCUUUUGGGGCUCGUGGCGUACGGGUCAUGUUUCCCGGGGAAGCACAACAUCAGUCUGCCGCUCUGCGACUCUCCAGAAGCUGAAGCUGCAGCCCAGGCGGCUCUGGAUUUCAUCAACGCGCAGCAUACGCAUGGCUACAAAUACACCCUGAAUGAAAUCGAGGACAUCAAGGUCUUUAAUAAGGCUGACGGAACACACACCUACCUCUUGGAGCUGGAGCUCCUCGAGACUAAGUGCCAUGUCUCCCACCCGAAACCUGUGCCUGAGUGCAAAGUCAGACCCAAAGUCGAAACGGCAGUUGAAGCAGACUGUGAUGUAGCUCUGUCUGAUGCUGGGGGCCAGCUUUCUGUCGCUGCGUUCAAGUGCAAAACUGAGCUAGAAACAUUUAGCCCUUGUCCAGGCUGCAUCUUCCUGCAGGCUCUGAACGACACAGACGGCACUCAGCUGGUUCAAGAUUCACUGGCGCUGUUUAAUAACAACAACACCUUCGAUGCUACUUUUGAUGUUCUCGAUGUUGGGCGGCUGACGUCUCAGAUAGUGGGUGGUGGGCCCCUAAUACGAGCCGAAUACGCCAUUAUCGAAACCAACUGCACAAAUGGUGAAGUUCCUGCCUGUGUCCCUAUGGACCAUGGGGUUGCUCGCCAAGGGUUCUGUCAAUCUGAAGGCCAUGGGCUUAAUGUGAACAUCAACUGUGAAGUCUUCCAACCAAAUGCCAAUGGACCUUCUGUUCCCUCAGCUGGGCCGGUGUCCCCAUCCAUCACCCAAGGCUUUAAUCACCACAAACUUCCAGCCCUGCAUGACCCAGAAGCCACAGGCCUCUUGUCUGCAGAGUCGAACUCAGCUGAGAAAGCACCGAUUGUCAAAAGGACCGUGGCAGAGCCUCAAGUGAAUGGACUAGUCGCUGAACCGGUAGUUCUGCGUCCAAGGUGCCCAGGAAAAACCAAACACUUUUGAGUCCACUCUUUAAACGUGCCCUUAAUACAUUUAUAUGGAGGACAUUUAGUUCCCCAUGGGCACAAAAGCACGCUGGAUUGAGUUUUGUGAAAAUAUUAAGACAAUUAGCAAGCAAAGCAGUCCCGAUUUUAGAUGACUGUACUUAGUAGGCUAUUUGAUUUGUACUGUUUUAGAGGAAUAAAAUUCCUAUUAAGCAGAGA
This is a messenger RNA of Clarias gariepinus (North African catfish), 1217 nucleotides long. RefSeq names its product alpha-2-HS-glycoprotein 2 (gene ahsga). Gene Ontology annotation, molecular function: cysteine-type endopeptidase inhibitor activity. NCBI's taxonomy places the organism in Eukaryota, Metazoa, Chordata, Actinopteri, Siluriformes, Clariidae. The transcript has 7 exons. The record is from RefSeq and is a predicted model, not a curated record. Bases 37 to 1017 code for a protein of 326 amino acids. Gene Ontology annotation, cellular component: extracellular region; blood microparticle; extracellular matrix. Gene Ontology annotation, biological process: negative regulation of endopeptidase activity.